GCUAGUGUACGUAGCUGGAAGGUAAUUAAAAAGAGGUUAGAAACCUGCUUGCUGUUAGAGUGAACAAUGGCACAGUCUGCUGUGAGCGCCGUUCUUGGGAACGUGGGUAGUCUUGCUGUUGAGGAGACCAGUUUCUUAUGCGGGGUCACACUUGAAGUGGCCUUCUUGAAAGAUGAGUUGAUCAGGCUGCAGGGCUACCUUAGAGACGCCGAGAGCAAACGUAGAUCUGGAAUUGAAACAGUUGCUAUCUUGUUGAGCCAGAUCAGGGAUGCUGCAUAUGAGGCUGAGAAUGUCAUCGAAGCUGCAGAUUAUAUGAAGAAGAGAAGCAUGAUCAAGAAGGGCUUCAUGGGAGCAAUUUCAAGGUAUGCUCGCUUACCGAGUGAUUUGACUGCCCUUCAUAAAAUUGGUGUUGAAAUUCAGCGUGUAAGAAGGAAGCUUAGUGAGAUAUUUCAGAGCAUAGACCGCUUGAAAAUUGAUUUAGAUAAUCAGGUUGUGGAUGAUGCUGUAGAAGAUUAUGAUGGCCUUAUGCACCAGCACUGCAAGGAUGAUGUUAUAAUGGUUGGUUUUGAGGACGAGUACAAGGAAAUAGUGGAUAAAUUAGUUGAGGGAGAAAAUAUGCUUAGUGUUGUCUCCAUAGUUGCAAUGGGUGGGGCAGGAAAGACAACACUUGCUAGAAAAGUAUACACUUCAUCUGCAGUGAAACAACACUUUGAGUCACUUGUUUGGGUAACCGUAUCUCAAAAGCUCAAGGUCAUUGAUUUACUAAGGGAAAUUUUGAAGCAAAUACUGAGUGAUAGAGACCAGUCUACAAAAAUUGAUGACAUGAAUGAGUAUGAGGUGGGAAAGAAGAUCCAUGAUAUCCUCGUCAAGAAAAGAUACUUGCUAGUUCUUGAUGAUGUGUGGGAAACAGACACAUGGGAGCAAAUAAAUAGAACAAUUAAGGCCUUCCCAGAUGCAGCGAACUGUAGUAGAGUACUGCUAACCACAAGAAAAGGAGAUGUUGCCAAUCAUGUUGAAAUGCCAACCCAUGUUCAUGCUUUGAGGGGUUUAGAUCCACAGAAAAGUUGGGAACUAUUUAGUAGCAGAGCUUUACCAUCAUACAAAAGAUCAGGCAUACAUGAUCUGGAUAAAUAUGAAGAACUGGGAAGAAAGCUUACAAGGAAAUGUGAUGGAUUACCACUUGCGCUUGCAGUCCUGGGGGGUUAUCUGUCAAGGAACCUCAACACACAAGCAUGGUCCGAUGUGCUACUGUGUUGGCCAUCAACCAAGGACACACAGAUGAUGCGUGGCAUAAUUGCUCGCAGUUACAAGGACUUACCAAAUCACUACAUAAGAUCUUGUUUGCUCUAUAUUGCUGCUUUUCCCGAGGAUUACAUAAUAUCUGUGUCGGUUCUCAUUAAUCUAUGGAUAGCAGAUGGCUUCAUUCCACAUACACCUAGGCAUUCCGUAGAAAAAACAGCUCGUAUGUAUGUAAGUGAGUUGGCUCAACGAAGCUUUGUGCAAGUUGUUCAAACAAGCAUUAUACAUGAAUGUGCCGAGGGAAUAAGGAUUCAUGAUAUCCUACGUGAUUGGUGCAUAGAAGAGGCAGCGCAAGAUGGUUUCCUUGAUGUCAUCCAUGAAACUACUAGUGGACAAGUUGGUGCAUCAUCAUCUCAUAACCAGACAUUCUAUCGUUCUUCUUUCCAAAACAUGAGUGGGCAGAUCUUACACGCAUCACCUAAGCUCAGAGCAUUAUUUGGCUUUGGACUUUCAUCAUCAGUAUCAGUAUCAGUAUCUUUACCUGAGCUAAGGUUCCUAAGGGUUCUUCAUGUCGAGAACUCGAGGAUAGAGAAUUUCUCGGAGGUAAUAGAUUUGUGCAUUCACCUACGACACGUGAGGUUGAGAGUACUUGGAUACACGAUGGUUCCUUCUUCUAUCAGGAAACUCAUUUAUUUGCAAACUAUGGAUGUACCACGUUGUUUGUAUGUAUCAAGCUCCCGCUCCCUCUGGGAUAUACCUACUCUAAGAUAUGUACAUCUUUCUAGUUUUCCUCUGCCAAAGCGUGUCCAAAUUCCGCAGAACCUAGAGCAGCUUAGUAUGUGGGCUGCUGAUGAUGAAAGCGAAAAAGACCCGAUGCCGAUCCUGGAGAUGCUUCCUUGUCUUGUGGUGCUGGAGUUGCAAUAUUAUAAACCCAAGACAAUGUCCUUUGGUGCCCAAGGGUUCCCUCGCCUGCAAGAGUUAAUACUUGAGGGCUGUUCCUUCAACAAGUGGACGAUGGAGGUUGGGACAAUGCCAAAGCUAUCAUUCCUGUCAUUUACAGAUUGUAGGCUGGGGGAAGGAUUCCCUGAUGGAUUACUGCACCUUCCAUCCCUCAGGUUCGUAGCAAAGGUUCUUGCACAAGAUCAUUCUAAUGACAGCACGCUGGAUGGUCUGAGACAGAAAGGAUGCAAGAUCAUAGGGCUGUUCGGAAGAGAAGAAUGCUACUAGUGCCUUUUCUGUUAUUCGAUAUUCUCCCUGCCGGAGAAGAAGAAUAACGCUACUAGUUGAAAGGCAUUUAUGGUCCUUUCAGUGUACGCCCGUGUUCCUGUCAGUUUGGCUGAACCAAUGUGUGAUCAUUUGAGUAUUUCGUAAGUAUUAAAGUGUCUGUACUAUUCCUGUAUUGGGAUUAUCACAAACAAUCAUCAGAUCAUUGAGCAAUC
Molecule: messenger RNA, 2678 nt
Organism: Triticum aestivum (bread wheat)
Lineage: Eukaryota; Viridiplantae; Streptophyta; Magnoliopsida; Poales; Poaceae
Product: probable disease resistance protein RF45
Exons: 3
Coding region: 67-2466 (799 amino acids)
Biological process (GO): defense response to other organism
Molecular function (GO): ADP binding
Source: RefSeq, a predicted model, not a curated record